Molecule: messenger RNA, 4572 nt
Organism: Penicillium cataractarum
Lineage: Eukaryota; Fungi; Ascomycota; Eurotiomycetes; Eurotiales; Aspergillaceae
Exons: 2
Coding region: 1-4572 (1523 amino acids)
Source: RefSeq, a predicted model, not a curated record
AUGCGGCUUGUACGCUCAUUUUUGGCGAGCAUCUUGCUUCUGGCAAGUGUCUCUGCCACAGCUUUGGAAGUUCGUGCAGAUGAAGUUGAGAAUUCCGAUUCUGGGAGAGUCAUUACCUUGACCAGAACUAAUUAUCAUACUGUUUGCCCCUGCACUACCGCUCUUUUAUCUUCUCCCACCACCAGCAGCUCUUUGGAAUCCAACACAGGAGAGUCUGAUAAGUCUACCAACAACUCUGACAAGUCUGUCAAUACCUCUGGCAAUGAAUCAAGCUCCAACUCAGACUCUGGCUCAAACAAAGGGCAGGAAUAUACCACUUCGACUGUUUAUACCUCUCAUGUCCACACUGUAACUGCUUGUCCGUCUUCGGUCAAGAAUUGCCCCAGUUCAGAAAAAACCACUUACGUGACGACUGAAACUGUCAUUGACUACACGACGGUCUGCCCCGUUGCUGAAUCUGCUUCGCGAACCGGUGUUACCACGAAGCCCGCUGAAACUGGGUCAUCACAGACGCUCACUCGCGCUGGAGGAGAUGAAUACACUACCUCUACCGUCUAUACCACUCGUGUGAGCACUGUGACUGCCUGCCCAUCCUCCGUCAAGGACUGCCCAGCAUCUGAGAGAACGACAUAUGUAACUACGGAUACUAUCAUUGAUUACACAACUGUCUGUCCAGUCACUGCCACUGCGACAAAUUCGGGUGUUAGACCUAUACAAACGGACCACGCCUCUACCUCUGCCUCUGCCUUAGUCUCUGGCUCUCAUUCUGGCCAUAAAAAUGGUCAUGGGCACGGCCACGGCCACGGCCAUGGUCAUGGCUCUAGCUCGGGCGCAUCGAGUAGCAUCACUCACAGCGACUCGUCGCACUCUUCGUCGGCACCUUUGCAGACUAGCUCAGUUUUUGGGUCAGGCUCGGUUGCCUCAAGUAGCAUCUACGGCAACUCCCAGCGUACUUCAUCAACGUCUCUGCAAGCUUCUGGUUCUGGCACUCUUUCACCCUCCCGCUCUAUUCAACGUGCCAGCUCGACCCCUGUCAUCAAGUCCAGCGCAUCUGCGUCCCCAUCCGCAACUCUCGAGCCGUUGGCUUUGUAUGUUGAGCCCGUUCAAUCGAAAAGAAAGCGUCAGACCUACAACACGGCCGUCUUGAUCGGUGCUGGAUCCCUCACAGCCAGCUGUGACAACGCAGAUCGGUUCUAUCUCACCGGAGGCCAUCUUUAUGAUGGAAGCCUGCUUGUGGCUGUCAACACGAACGUGUCCAGUGCGUUGUUCGUGGGAACCACUUCCCCGGGACCAAUUCGAGGCACAUUCGCUGUUGCUGAUGGCAUUCUCUCCUGGACCAAUUCAAACUUUAACAACGGCGCCGCCUCUUUCUGUGUCUCUGGUAACACUGUUCGCGCUAUCUUCAGCGGUGACACACCCUCUAGCUGCGCUCCCGUUACUAUUGCCGCUGUCAAGUACUCUCAACUGUGCCCUGGAGGUACUGCGACAACCAGCCUCAGCCCGGUUAGCUCGGGCACGCCCUCUUCGACGGCUAUUCCCAAGUGCUCUACCAACUCGGACCCGGAACUAAGCACCGCUGUGCUGCCAGCUCUUGACCCCAGUGUCGAUGGUUCCGCCCUCCUCGAUUUGUCUCCCUCGAUGUAUGCGACUCUCUACUAUGCUAGCCCCUCGGGCUCGACCAUUCUUCAGGUGACCUACUACAUGCUAUAUCCCCAGGUAACCCUAGAGAAUGCGUACAAGAUUGCCAAGGUGACUUGCUCUGGCAAUAGCUUGACCGUCAAAGUGACCACUGCUGCUGCUUUCAACAUUGUCAGCCAGUGGCCCACGAAGAACUUCAUUCUGAUCACCAACUCCGGAAGCUGCAACUCGGCCUCUCAACGAGGAGUCUACAUGGUCACUUCAUACACCGCGGACAUUUCUAGCCUCACAAUCACCCUUGAUGUCAAGACCAAGGUUUGGGCCGAUGUCUCGAACACUAUGGAGGUCGCCUACGGCGUCGGACGUGUGAACUCUACCAGCGUCUCCUACACUCCAUCCUGUACAGCAUCUUAUCCCGCAGCCAGCAGCUCUGCAGCUGUGAGCAAUGGCUCGGUCUCCUACGAGGAUCUGACCCCCGAGGAGAAGAAUGUCGUUGCUUAUCUGACUCGCAACAAUACAUAUGAUGCCAAUGGUAACAUCGCCGUCACCAUGCCCGCUAUCACUGCGAAUGCCACGGAUCCAGUCUAUAACCCAGACUCCAACUCCACGCAGCAAGCCUCGCUCGAGGAUGCCCUACAGAAUGCAGGCCUUCCAUCACCAGAUUCUCUGUGGAACAAAACCGCCAGCGAUCUCGCUGGCCACUGCUCCAAUGGUGCUUAUGUUCCAGCGACGACCGUCUACACUAAGCGGACGCCUCAUUUCCCCGGUCGGUCCUACCACCCCAAAUUGCAUAACCGCCACCGUCGUGGCAUGCUUGCCAAGCGCAGUGGGCUCGAUGACGAGUCGUGGUGGGAGUUGCUCUGGGAUGGUGCCUGCAGUGACCUCGCUGGCGAAAUUCUUGACGCCCUUGACGAGGAACUGGGGGCUCUUGCAGAGCUCAUUUGCGAUUUGAAAGAUCUGUAUGAUACAGUCGAGGAGGCUUACGCCAACCGUGACGCGAUCGAGUGUACUUGGACUGGUUGCUACCUUGACGUCGUCGUCGCGACCUACUGGAACUACACCUACACUGCUAGUGUAGACUAUCAACUCCCAGCGCAGCCGUUGGUUCAAUCCUCCGUCGGCACACUCAGCUGCAUUGACUGUGGUCUGAGCAUCUCCAACCUUGAAUUCGUGGGCAGUGUCAUGAUUAGCACUUCCUCGGGUAAGGUCAUGAGUGCAUUCAUGACGCCUACGGUGAGCUGGACCGGAAACCUCGUCAUGGGUCUCGAGACCACGGAUGCCUGGUCUGGGGAAUGGACAUAUAACUUCGACACCAUCCAGUUCAACGAGCCAAUCUCGGUCCCUGGAGAGUUCACCAUCACACCAUCAUUGAUGUACAGUCUAGGAGUCCAGUGGUCAACCACCGCAGCCGUCGACUUCACUGCGGGUGCCACCAUCAGCGUGGACAGUGGCUCGGUCUACCUAGACUUUGCCAACAAUGCCGCAUCCCAGGCUAAAAACUGGUCGCCCACCGUGGAGUACACUUACCCAGUCUUCUCCACCUCUGCAGACGUCUCGUUUGUGCCUAUCAUGAGAUCAUCGCUCGCCAUUGAGGUGGUGAUCGAGAACGCACCCUACGGCCAUCAGCCCGUCUACAUCAACUCUGACACGGCCAUCGGUUUCAAUGCUGCCAUUGUCCUAAACGACGGCGAAACUUGCAGUGCUGGCGAGCUUGAGUUGACCUCCUACUCCAGCGUGAACAACGAAGUUCUUUUCACUGGUGGCUCCACCACUAUUCUCUCCCAGUCCGGCGAUGUUGCCGGCCAAACCAAGUGCUUCAAUGUCCCCAACGACAUCCCCACAGCGGACGAGGUCAGCUCCCUUCGGAGCGUUGGUGGUGCCUUCUGUACCUCCUAUCUCGGCUAUGUGGCUCCCACCUCCGUUGCAUACGGCAUCACUACACGCACUGGGCUCUCGACCACGCAGACCACCAAGCCAACCACCAUCUCGACCACGUCUACCGUCUACGAGUACCCCACCGUCACUACUGUCUUCACACAGACUACCACGGUCGACGCAACCUCCUAUGUGACUGUGUCUGGCUCUCAAUCCCUCGGAGACUCCUAUAUGAAGAAGCGAGCCCUUGAAACUGGCUCCCCCAUCAAGAAGCGUUCCACCAACAACAACAAUGCUGUCGCUCCCCAGCCCACCAUGGCCGCCGACCUCGCCAAGCGCACCGUCGCAGAACCUGCCAUGAUCUCUACUUGGGAUUCCAGCAAGAUCUCCCUCGCCUGCUCCCAGGUCGCCACAGGCACAGUCACGAAAACUUUCUACACCUCCACGGCAACCGCUUACUCCGGCACUGUCGUGAAUACCGUAUACAGCACCGUCGAUGCCCUCGGCGCUCUCGAAACUGAGACCUUCACUCGCGUCGUUGUCUCUCAAACCGCGACCACUGUCACCGGGACUCAGACCGCCACAGCUACCACUGCGGCCAGCUGCCCUCUCCAAACCCAAGUGUCCUGCUUCACCAUCACCGCAAGCGGGCCCGACCACAUCAACGGAAAACAGCUCUACCUGUCCAACAACAGCUCUUCCCCAGUCUGGGGUGGCUGGGGCGCUGGCUACGAGGUUGGUGUCUUCUACCUGACCUGCGCAGGCGACCUCGUCGCGCUCCCCUCAAUGGACGUCCUCAUCCCCACGACGGAAAUGUGGGUAGAAUUCGACAGCUUCUCCUCCUCGAGCUCUAAGCAAAGCUGUUCAAAGGAUUCUUCCUCUGGUAUCCUCAGCUGUGGAAGUGGUUGGUAUUCUACCUCGCCAGUGGCACUGCGUUACACGGAUUUCCGCGCGUACAGUGGAGAUUGGCACCCUGUUUGGAAUGAUGGGACGAAUGAGGAUACGUUGACGCCGGUGGUUCUGACAUAUGAUACUGUGGAUUGUCCUUGUCAGUAUUAG